This is a messenger RNA of Gastrolobium bilobum, 1161 nucleotides long. Its product is annotated as RING-H2 finger protein ATL34-like. Bases 1 to 1161 code for a protein of 386 amino acids. The transcript has a single exon. NCBI's taxonomy places the organism in Eukaryota, Viridiplantae, Streptophyta, Magnoliopsida, Fabales, Fabaceae. The record is from RefSeq and is a predicted model, not a curated record.
AUGAGCAUCCAAAAGGAGAGUCCUCUCAGACUCAGGCGUUUUGAUAAUCAUGGCAAUGCGUGGCUUGUUCUUCUUCUCAUACAAAUCUCACCGCCGGCAACCGCUCAGACGGCAGCACCACCAGUGGACCCCAACAACAAUAAAUCCGUGGCGGCCAUCAUGGGGAUCGUGGCCUUUAUGUUCCUCAUCUCAGGUUUGCUUUCACUCUACUCUCGUAAAUGUGGUGACCGGCGAGGACAAAUCCGAGGCAGGAUAGACCUCACUCUUCCCACCGGAGGAAGCGGUCGCCGGUCGCAAAACGAGCCUCGCGGUCUCAACCAAGAAGUCAUAGAUACCUUCCCGACGUUCCUCUACUCAAACGUGAAGGAUCUCAAGAUUGGGAAAGGAACCUUGGCAUGCGCCGUGUGCUUGAAUGAGUUCCAAGACGAUGAAACCCUGCGCAUGAUCCCAAAGUGUAGCCACGUUUACCACCCAACUUGCAUCGAUGUUUGGUUGUCCUCUCACUCCACUUGCCCAGUUUGCCGUGCAAACCUUGUUCCAAAACCCGAUGACAACAACAACAACAACAACAACAUGUGCAUGCCUCCGAUGGUGUCCAUUCAGAUUCCGGAUGAUCAUGAUUAUGAUCACGAGCAGCAGCACCACCUAAACGCUGAAGAGAACACUGGAGAGGAUCAGAAGAGAGAAAACAACGUCGAUUUGGAAUCACCAAAUGUUGAUUUUCUUCGUAGGAGUCGAACGAUGAAUUACCAGAACCGUCCAACACGGUCGAGGUCAACAGGAUUCUUAUUUGCUCUCUUGUUUCCGCGGUCAAACUCAACUGGUUCGGUGUUGUUACAGCCUGGUGAGAACUGUGAAAGGUUUACUCUGAGGUUACCUGAUGAGGUUCGAAGCCAGAUGCUGAACUCAACGUUAAAACGCACGAAUAGCUGCGUCAGUUUUACGAGUAUGAGCAGUGGGACGAGGGGUUAUAGGACAAGAAGCGUUGGGAGUGGACGUGGGUUUGGGUGUGAGGAGCAUUGGGGUUUCACUUUGACGCCACCGUUUAUUAGGAACAGUUGUAAUAGAUCGGCUAGAAAAUCACCUGUUCAGUGUUCAUCAGGAGUUGCUUUGGACAAUAAUGUUGGUGAGAGAUCCUCUGAUCUCUUGUGUCCUGGGUAG